This is a messenger RNA of Sander lucioperca (pikeperch), 1660 nucleotides long. It is a transcript of the gene plppr2a, whose product is annotated as phospholipid phosphatase related 2a. The record is from RefSeq and is a predicted model, not a curated record. Gene Ontology annotation, molecular function: phosphatidate phosphatase activity. Bases 432 to 1448 code for a protein of 338 amino acids. Gene Ontology annotation, biological process: phospholipid dephosphorylation; phospholipid metabolic process; signal transduction. The transcript is spliced from 8 exons. NCBI's taxonomy places the organism in Eukaryota, Metazoa, Chordata, Actinopteri, Perciformes, Percidae.
GCUCUUUCUCUCUCACAUGUUCUUGCUCUCUCCCUCUCUUCUGUGUCUCCUCUUUGCACCGAACGCUGCACAUGAGGAGAUUUCAGGCUAUUAAUUUGUUAAUCGUCGACCGGUUAUUAGAACAAGCUAAUUAAAAAGGAGCGAGUGUGUGUGUGUGUGUGUGUGCGUAAGAUUUGGAGAAGGAGACGUUGCCGCCGCUUCUGUCUCUCACGCUUCACCGUGGCCCAGGAGGGAGUGAGGGAGGAGAGGAGGAAGAGAAGGGGAGACUAGACAGCCUGCUGGACGCAGAUUUUUUGAAACCACUUUACCAUCAUCUGAUCUGACAUGACAAUCGCAUAGGAAUCUGGAGCCACGGCAACCGUCAGCUCGGCGACGAGGAUAAGGACACAGAGAGCCAGACCGAGAGGACGUUGGGAGGACAGGAGAGAGGGAUGGCAGUGGAGGGGAAGCCGAGUGUGAAGAGCAGCAGCUCCAUCGUCCCCUGCUUCCUGUUUGUGGAGCUGGUGAUCAUGGCUGGGACGGUGCUGCUGGCUUACUACUUUGAGUACACGGACACCUUCCCCGUACACAUCCAGGGCUUCUUCUGCUACGACAAGACCUUCUCCAAGCCGUACCCCGGCCCGGACCACAGCAGCAAGAUCCCGCCCGUGCUGGUCUACUCCCUGGUCACAGCCAUCCCCACCGUCACGAUUGUCAUUGGAGAGCUGUGUGCCUUCUUCACCAAGGCAGAGGGAACCCAGGAGAAGACGAUUGUCACCGCAGACUGCUGCUACUUCAACCCCUUACUGAGGCGCAUCAUACGCUUCCUAGGUGUCUAUGCCUUCGGCCUGUUCACCACCACCAUCUUCGUCAACGCCGGCCAGGUAGUGACAGGAAACCAGACACCUCACUUCCUGUCUGCCUGCCGACCGAACUACACGGCGUUGGGCUGCCAGUCCACCAUGCAGUACAUCGGCGAGCGCCGCGCCUGCACAGGGAACCCGCUGAUCGUCAUGUCCGCGCGGAAAUCCUUCCCGUCCAAGGACGCAGCGCUCAGCGUGUACUCUGCCGUGUACACAGUGAUGUACGUGACUCUGGUUUUCAAGACCAAAGGCACACGGCUGACCAAGCCCACCAUCAGCCUCACGCUGUUCUGCCUGGCCAUGCUGGUGGGCGUGGUGCGGGUGGCCGAGUACCGCAACCACUGGGGGGACGUCCUGGCGGGAUUCUUCACCGGGGGAGCCAUCGCUGUGUUUUUGGUGACUUGUGUGAUUAACAGCUUCCAGCAGAUGCUGCCGAAUCCUCUCCCACUGCGACCCCAGCGGCCUGAGUCCGUGCUGGGCAUGCCGAUGGUGACGCUGCCCUGUGUGGAGAGUCCACUCGAAAAGUUAAGUGGCCCUCAGCAUCCUGCCCUCUACUCCUCCUCCUCUUCCUCCCCACCUUACAACGCCUACGUCCAACCAUUCUAACAACUUUCAACCCUUUCUCACUCCUCACUAUCUCCCUCAUUGGUCGCCUUUGUUUCUGUUUCCUGUUUCCGCUCGCCUCUUCCUCCGCCCAUCAUCCCGUGCAUUGCUCUUGAUUAUUCUUUUCUUCACUUUUCUCUCUCUCUCUCUCUCUCUGUCUCUCUCUCUCUCUGUCUCUCUCCCUUUCUCUCUCUCUCUCUUUCUCUUUCUCCCUC